AUGGAUAAUUCAUUGGGUGCUACAGACAUUGAUAUUGAGAAUUCUGAUUUGAAGUUGGAUUGGAAACCUAGAAAAGGAAUGGAGUUUGAUUCUGAACAAGCAGCUUAUGACUUCUACAAUAGAUAUGGAGGAAAAAAGGGGUUUAGUAUUAGAAGGGAGACUCAUGGUAAGAAUAAAAGAACAAAAGAACUCACUUCAAGAUUAUUUGUUUGCUGUAAGGAAGGUAUUCGAUCUAAAGAUAAGAGGGAUUACAUGAUCAGAAAACCCAAAGCAGAGACAAGAACAGGUUGCGGUGCUAAACUUUGUAUUAAAUUGAAUAGGAGGAACAAUAAGUUCUUUGUUAGCGAUUUUGUUGAAGAGCACAAUCAUCUUCUUGUGGGGAAAGAAUGUUCCCACAUGCUACCUUCACAACGGAAAGUACAAGACUCUCAAGGCAUUGACAUAGACUUAGCACACGAUUCUGGAAUUGGUGUGACUUCUCUAUAUGAAUUGAUGGGUAAGCAAGCAGGUGGAAGAGAUGUUGUUGGGUAUACAAAACAGGAUGUAAAAAACUACCUUCAAUCAAGGAGACAGAGAAGCUUGGAGUAUGGAGAAGCUGGAUAUAUUAUGAAAUAUUUUUCAGAUCAAACAUUGGAAAACCCUUCAUUCUACCAUGCUAUGCAAUUAGAUAGUGAGGAGCAAAUAACAAACUUAUUUUGGGCAGAUGCUAAAAUGAUCAUUGAUUAUGGCCAAUUUGGGGAUGUUGUUAGUUUUGAUACAACAUACAAGGUUAACAAAUCUAAUAGACCUCUUGCUGUGUUUGUCGGAUUCAAUCAUCACCGCGAGACUAUUAUAUUUGGGGUGGCUAUAAUGUAUGAUGAAAGAGUCGAUUCAUUUAUAUGGUUGUUUGAGACAUUUUUGAGGGCAAUGUCUGGAAAGGCUCCAAAUGCAAUAUUUACAGAUCAAGAUGCUGCAAUGGCAAAGGCUCUUUGA
Molecule: messenger RNA, 972 nt
Organism: Rosa chinensis
Lineage: Eukaryota; Viridiplantae; Streptophyta; Magnoliopsida; Rosales; Rosaceae
Product: protein FAR1-RELATED SEQUENCE 5-like
Exons: 1
Coding region: 1-972 (323 amino acids)
Biological process (GO): regulation of DNA-templated transcription
Source: RefSeq, a predicted model, not a curated record